Molecule: messenger RNA, 696 nt
Organism: Acomys russatus (golden spiny mouse)
Lineage: Eukaryota; Metazoa; Chordata; Mammalia; Rodentia; Muridae
Gene: Vpreb1
Product: V-set pre-B cell surrogate light chain 1
Exons: 1
Coding region: 187-684 (165 amino acids)
Biological process (GO): immune response; immunoglobulin production
Source: RefSeq, a predicted model, not a curated record
GCCACAAAGGCUGCCAUUAGACCAUUCUGGUAAGUGACGUUGCAGAGCCCAGAAGGCCUGGGAGGGUGGUGAGUAGGAACCAGGAGUGCAAGGAGCCCCUCCUCAAAGAGGGAGGAGAGCGCUUCCCAGCUGACCAGGGCCCCAGGAGCAGUGGCUCUGCGUGGCAGGGGCUGCCGAUCUCAAGCCAUGGUCUGGACUCCUGUCCUGCUCAUGUUGUUGGCCUGGCUCACAGGUAAGGGAACCUUUGGGGCUCCGAGCCUCCUUGCCUUUUCUCUUGCCGUGCUCUGCCUCAGUGAUGGGCUUGUUCCUAUCUUCCCAGGUUGUGGCCCUCAACCGAUGCUGCAUCAGCCACCGUCAGCCUCUUCCUCCCUGGGAACCACCAUCCGCCUCACCUGUACCCUGAGCAGAAACCAUAACAUCGGCAUUUACAGCAUUUACUGGUACCAGCAGAGGCCGGGCCACCCUCCCAGGUUCCUGCUGAGAUACUUCUCACACUUAGACAAGCACCAGGGUCCUAAGGUCCCCCCUCGCUUCUCCGGAUCCAAAUACGUGGCCGGGAACCUGGGGUAUCUGAGCAUCUCUGAACUGCAGCCUGAGGACGAGGCUGUGUAUUACUGCGCCGCGGGGCUCCGGAGGGAGGAAAAGGAGAAAGGGAUGGAGAGGCAGUGGGGAGGAGAAAAGUAGCUUACAGAUUCG